AUGGCCGACUUUAUUGGUAUGACCAUCAGUGUCACUCUGCUGCAGCCUCCCGGUGCAGUUCUGAUAGGUCGCGUCGCCCACGUUAUUGCUGGCCAGACACUGGCUCUGGAACACGUCUUCUUCCCGCAAUCUGGCAACCAUGUGCCUUCCUACAACGUCCCCGCCCACCUGAUCCAGGACCUACACGUCGUCGAGACCAACUUUGAGGCCAGCUCCAAGCCCACUACUCCUGCUGCCAACAUCUCUGCCUCGCGCGGCGCCGCUGCUCAAUUCCCUGCUCCUCUCCAUAUCCCUGCUCAGGAAGCACGUGUCGAGAGCCCUCUGGCCAAAAAGACUCCCUCCUUUGUCGACCCUGCCAUCCUUAGCUUCACCAAGUCGCCUGCUCCAGCCCCUCGUAGCCAGCCACCGCCGCCUCCUCCAGCUCCCCAGCAGCCUUCUGCGCCUGUUACACCCAGCAAGAAAGCUCUAUCCGCCGCCGCCGCCGCCGCCGCCGCCGCCGUUCCACCAACAUCCACCUCUCCAUCCGUCGCUCAUGUCGCUGAGCCACUCGUCGCCCAAGAGCAGGACUAUGCCGACGACAAUGCUGCUCAAUCGGCCAAGAAGACAAGACGCGGAAGAAGAGGUCCAAGAACAACAACUCAAGUCCCUCUGACUGCAGCCACAGAGGCACAAAUUGUCAAGGAAACUCUGUCGCCCAAUGUAUCGCGCAACGGAACCGACAUGACCAUCACUCCCAGCACCAGCAAGAAGGGAUGGCGAUCGACCCCCCUACUCAAGGAAACCACAUCAGCCGCAUCUCUGAAGGCCAAGAAAAAGGCGAAACGUCCAGUCAAUGGACAGGCAGAUCAGAACGGCUGGGCUACCGAGGAAGCAACAGAAAUCCACGACAUGGGCGACUUUGACUUUGAAGCCAACCUGUCCAAGUUCGACAAGAGAACCGUCUUUGAUCAGAUCCGUAACGAGGACACGACCGCAGACGAAGAUAGACUGGUUUCGCACAACAGACUCGCACGACCCGGCACAUACGGAGGCAAGAACCUGCAUCCCACAGAGAACGUGCUAUCUCCGACACUGAAGCCCAAGCACCAUGGAAGCGAACGCGAAUCUUCAUCAGAUGCAGACACAGAGCUCAACUUUGGUAGCGGGCCCAACUCGAAGCGUGCACCUUCUCGCACAUCAAACAAGCGUCCUUCUCGCAUGAGCAACAGCGGCCUACCAGAAGAUAUUCUCCACCCCCUGGCCGCUUCGCUAGCUUCGACUGCCAUCAACCGCUCCAUGAGCUCCCUCAGAGGCUCUUCUGUUGUCGCUUCAUCUCCCAACCCUAACCGUGCCCGCUCUCCUCAAUCCAUACAAUCUCCUCUACAUUCACUAGACCAACUCAGCCUCGCUCAACAAGCAGCAGCAGCCCCUCGACCUCAUUUCAGGACGCCGAAAUCGAAAUACCCCUGCUCCCUCUACCACCCCGAUCGCCUAAGACAAGCCGAAGCUGACGCAAUCUCUAACAUCGGCAUCAGCGCCGACGCCAUCACCGAAAACGCCGCUCGCGGAAUCGCAGAAAGCGUUCUCACCAGUACACUCAAACCAGGCGCAUCCCGUCGUAACUCAAAGAUCAACAACCUGCCGAACUCAAAUUCCAAACCCGUAGUCGUCAUCCUCGCUGGCAACCAUGUCACCGGCGCUCGCGCAAUAGCCAGUGCACGCCAUCUCUACAGCCGCGGCUUCAAAGUCCUGAUUGCCGUACUCGACUUCUCAAACCCCAGUGUCUGGCACCCUCAACUCGCCAAACACAUCCAUUCACUGCAAGCUUUGGGCCGCAAAGCCGCUCGCAUAGAAGGAUGGCGCAGCACCUCUGGCCAAAUCAAAAAACUCGACGGGCCUCCCGUCAUCAUCGUUGAUGCGUUGCUGGAUGGCCAACGCCACGCCGAUAUACGCGACGAGGACUUACGCACCGAAGCUCGCGAAAUGAUCGAUUGGGCGAAUCGCUCGCGCGCUGGCGUGCUCAGUAUCAAUAUUCCCUCAGGCUUUGACAACGUAAACGGUGCUUCUAGCAUUGUUGACGGUGAACCCCUUGCCAUUCGCCCUGAAGCCGUGUUGGCGUUGGGAGUCCCGGUACUGGGGUUGCUGGAGGCAAUCAGAGAGGGCGAGGGUUCCGCUUGGACGAUUACGGCAAUCGAUACUGGUGUCAAUGUCGUCCUUGGCGAUCGCGAGAAGGUGCUGUUCGGAGCUGAUUGGAGCGUCAAUCUGAGGUUUGUGGGUGGAGAAGUGCAGGCUUAG
This is a messenger RNA of Aureobasidium namibiae CBS 147.97, 2274 nucleotides long. RefSeq names its product YjeF N-terminal domain-like protein. The transcript has a single exon. Gene Ontology annotation, biological process: deadenylation-independent decapping of nuclear-transcribed mRNA; P-body assembly. The coding region runs from base 1 to 2274 and encodes 757 amino acids. Lineage: Eukaryota; Fungi; Ascomycota; Dothideomycetes; Dothideales; Saccotheciaceae. The record is from RefSeq and is a predicted model, not a curated record. Gene Ontology annotation, cellular component: P-body. Gene Ontology annotation, molecular function: mRNA binding.